AACACCCCUGAAGAGAGCGAAUAUUUCCGAGACUGCAGGGUGUUUUUUGCUAUGGUUGAUCGGCACUGUAGAUGACAGUAAGCGCUUCCGCAUCGACCCGUAGCGUGCUGUCAUUGCGGGAGAAUGAAUAACGCAAAAUGUUGCGUAUUAAAUCAAACACCAAGGAGACGAACACGGAUUAUACAAUGUAUCUAUGUGGUGGGGUUCAUGGACCUGUUUGGGGUGAGCUUGAUCAUUCCCCUGCUGAGUCACCAUGUCAAGGCCCUUGGGGCCAGCCCCACCGUGGCAGGCUUAGUAGGCUCCACAUAUGGGAUCCUACAACUCUUCUCUAGCACUAUAGUGGGCAGCUGGAGUGACGUGGUCGGGAGGCGGUACUCUAUGCUGAUGUGUCUGCUGCUGAGUGCUCUGGGCUACGGCCUGCUGGGGAUGUCCACCAGCAUCGCCCUGUUUCUCCUGGCUAGGAUCCCUGUGGGGCUGUUCAAGCACUCCCUGUCCAUCUGCCGGGCCCUGCUGUCUGAUCUGGUGUCUGAGGUGGAGCGCCCCCUAGUGAUGGGACACUUCAACGUGGCCUCCAGCAUGGGCUUCAUCUUGGGACCCGUGGUGGGGGGCUACCUCACUGAACAUGACGGAGGCUUCUACACCGCAUCCUUCACCUGUGCCUCCAUCUUCCUCCUCAACGCAGGUCUAGUUUGGCUGCUUCCCUGGAGCGAUGCACUAACCCCAUGCACCGAUGCUAACUCCAACAGCAGCGCUAGCAAUGCCAGCUGCCACGACAACGACAACCACUUCACGUCAACACAUCAAAACUGCUCCCAAGGCAACAGCGACAACCAAACGACAGCGCCGGCGGCAGCGGUCACGGGAUCCGUGGCUCCAGAGAAGAACCAGAGGAGCUGGGGCUGGUAUCUGGACUGGGGGGAGGUGUCCCUGCUCCCUUCUGCCUGGCGUCAGCUCUCUUCGGUGGGCUCCAAGAUUAGCAUUGUGGCCUCCUCAGACAUGUGGGACCUGUUCCUGGUGCGUCUGCUCAUGGCCAUGGCCAUAAUGCUGUACUACAGUAACUUCUCCCUGGCCAUGGAGGAGCGCUUCAUGCUGAAGCCCAAAGCCACAGGUUAUCUAAUCAGCUACAGCUCUACCCUGGGGGCCCUAGCCGGGUUCUUGGUGGGACCCAUCAAUAAACUGUGUGGUAACAACAUGUCGGCGCUGUUGCUACACUCUUCGGUCCUCACGUGUUGCCUGAUCCUGCUCUACGCCGCAGCUCCCAGUGUCUGGCACGUGUUGUUAAGUUCCACUUUCAUCGCCAUCUCUACAACCAUCGGACGCACCUGCAUCACUGACCUGGUACUGCAGAAAGGGGGCGCUCACGCCAGCGGCACACUCAUCGGGGCGGGGCAGUCAGUGACCGCGGUGGGGCGCGUGCUCGCACCCCUACUCUCGGGGCUGGCCCAGGAGUUUAGUCCCUGUGGGCCCCCGAUUCUGGGGGUAGGGCUGGCGUUAGCGGGCAUCGUCCUGCUGUUGGUCAGGGUGCCAAAAUGGGAUGAGAGGGGCAAGAGGAAAGAGGCAUAACUCUGAGUCACUCACAGUGAGAGAGUGAAUAAAUGAGAGAGUGAAUGAAUGAGAGAGGGUCAAAACUACCACAGCACUGGAGACAGAACUGAUGCAGAACUGUUGGGGUUUUUGUUGACGUGUCAGCUGGGGGUUGUUUCAUUGUUUGUUUUUUUAGCCACAACUCCAGCUCUGUUGGUUGGGUCUCGAUGUGAUGACAUCACAGCACCGAUAGGACCCAGGUCAUCAUCAGCAUCGCUCUUCCCCCCACUUCAGUCCCCCAAACAGACCGGGUCAUCAUCAGCAUGGCUAUUCCUCACUUCAGUCCCCCAAACAGACCGGGUCAUCAUCAGCAUGGCUAUUCCUCACUUCAGUCCCCCAAACAGACCGGGUCAUCAUCAGCAUGGCUAUUCCUCACUUCAGUCCCCCAAACAGACCGGGUCAUCAUCAGCAUGGCUAUUCCCCACUUCAGUCCCCCAAACAGACCGGGUCAUCAUCAGCAUGGCUAUUCCCCACUUCAGUCCCCCAAACAGACCGGGUCAUCAUCAGCAUGGCUAUUCCCCACUUCAGUCCCCCAAACAGACCGGUCAUCAUCAGCAUGGCUAUUCCCCACUUCAGUCCCCCAAACAGACAGGGUCAUCAUCAGCAUGGCUAUUCCUCACUUCAGUCCCCCAAACAGACUGGGUCAUCAUCAGCAUGGCUAUUCCCCACUUCAGUCCCCCAAACAGACCAGGUCAUCAUCAGCAUGGCUAUUCCUCACUUCAGUCCCCCAAACAGACCAGGUCAUCAUCAGCAUGGCUAUUCCCCACUUCAGUCCCCCAAACAGACCAGGUCAUCAUCAGCAUGGCUAUUCCUCACUUCAGUCCCCCAAACAGACCAGGUCAUCAUCAGCAUGGCUAUUCCCCACUUCAGUCCCCCAAACAGACCAGGUCAUCAUCAGCAUGGCUAUUCCCCACUUCAGUCCCCCAAACAGACCGGGUCAUCAUCAGCAUGGCUAUUCCCCACUUCAGUCCACCAAACAGACCAGGUCAUCAUCAGCAUGGCUAUUCCCCACUUCAGUCCCCCAAACAGACCAGGUCAUCAUCAGCAUGGCUAUUCCUCACUUCAGUCCACCAAACAGACAGGGUCAUCAUCAGCAUGGCUAUUCCUCACUUCAGUCCCCCAAACAGACAGGGUCAUCAUCAGCAUGGCUAUUCCCCACUUCAGUCCCCCAAACAGACCAGGUCAUCAUCAGCAUGGCUAUUCCUCACUUCAGUCCCCCAAACAGACCAGGUCAUCAUCAGCAUGGCUAUUCCCCACUUCAGUCCCCCAAACAGGGGAGAAUGCAAAAAGUUCAGUGUUGCCAAGGCGACCGUGAACAAAGCCAGCAACCCUCUGUAAAAGGCAUGGGAAGUUGUCCAUGCUAAGUUAGCUUAGCGUAGGUCAACAGCAUGCCAGUGGCUCAUUAGGUUCUUAUAACCUAGAAAUAUUCAAAUGUUUAUGUCUCUAGUGAGAGGCAAUAAUUCAAUUAAAAACAACAACAUAUAAGUCUAAUGUUACUCUAAUGUAAUCCUGCUCUUCCUUAAUAACCACUACGGAUAGUCCAGGAAAGUAUUGGUACUGAGAAUGCUAAUUUCCCCCCCAAAUGCUCUGUUUCUGACCUAUCUUAUGAGGGUGGACAGCAGGUGAAGGAGCUCCUCUUUCCUCUCUGGCGCCACAUUCUAUUUUCUCUCCCUUGUCACAGAAGUGUGCACUCCGUCACCCUCCCUUAUAAGGGUUGAACAUAUUUGGAUUGGUGUCAGUGAUCUAGUACACACUGGGGAAACGGAUCAAGAACCUUACCUGAGCUUGAGUACUGGUUGUCCACAGGCACAUAUCUAGGAUUCAUUUACCCUUCCUAAACCCUAACCACGUGUGGGGAAGUAAAACACAUUUCCCAAGGAUCUUAGGUCAGUGUCUGUGGGUAACAUCAUCGUACUUCCUUUAACCACUACGGUAUCAGGGCCUUUUCAAUGGAAAUGUUUACUUUUAUACAAAUAUAUCAUUUAUUUUUAAUUUUCAAUCAUUUAUUUUCCCUUAUUCUACAUCGUCCAUGUUGAGUUUAGUCUAAUUCAUAAAUGUACUGUUCACUAUUAUUUAUAUAUGAAUGAUCUUAUUUUGAAUGGAGUUGCCUUUACACUGAUACAAAUGCUACUGAAUGUAAUGAAGACACUUAUUGUGCUGAAUGAUUCAUAUGAAGGAAGUAAAGAUCAUACCAUUUGACAAUCAAAUAAAUAUAUUCCUAAACAA
Messenger RNA from Oncorhynchus nerka (sockeye salmon), 3810 nucleotides. Its product is annotated as major facilitator superfamily domain-containing protein 9-like. Gene Ontology annotation, biological process: transmembrane transport. The record is from RefSeq and is a predicted model, not a curated record. Bases 124 to 1563 code for a protein of 479 amino acids. The transcript is spliced from 6 exons. Gene Ontology annotation, cellular component: nuclear envelope. Gene Ontology annotation, molecular function: transmembrane transporter activity. Lineage: Eukaryota; Metazoa; Chordata; Actinopteri; Salmoniformes; Salmonidae.